GGGCGCUGUGCGUAUCGUCAGCAUGGCGGGCAUCGACGACAACAUGUGCUGCGGCACGCACGUCAGCAGCCUGGCGCAUCUGCAGGCCGUCAAGCUGCUGCAGGCAGAGCGGGGCAAGAAAGGACGCACCAACGUCCACUUCGUGGCCGGCCAGCGGCUGCUGGACCACCUGGGCGAGACCGCUGGCCGGGAGGCCCACCUCAACACCGUGCUGAGGUGUGGUCCUGCCGAGUACGGCACGAUCCUGGACAAGUGGCAGCGCUCGCUGAAGACCAGCCAGCGCGCCUGCCGCCAGCUGCUGCGUCAGCUGGCGCAGGCGGAGGUGACGCGCUUCCGGUCGGCGGCGCCGCCGCUCGGCUUCCUCUCGGUCCACCAGCCGGCCGGCGACGCCGAGUUCAUGGCCACCGUGGCUGUCGCUGCUCGACGACGAGACGGUACUGGCGGUGGUGACGGUCGGGGGCGAGGACGGCGGCGCCGGCUCCCUCCUGGUGCGCGGCCCAGCCGAGCUCGUCAGCCGCGUCGCGCCCAAACUCUGCCAGCUCAUGGACGGCAAGGGGGCCGGGAAGAACGGCCGGUUCACCGCCAGGCUGGCCUCCCUGAAGCGACGCCCCGAGGCCGAUGACGUCAUACGACAAGAGAUAACAUCGGGCGAGAGCUGAGCGGUGUCCCUAUGGGCAGUGGGAGCGUCAUCUGACCGAUCUGUCACUGGCUGAUAACUGAGUGACGUCAUUGUCGAGGGGCUGUGUCAUUGGUGGAUGUCGCGCGUUGGCGGAAAACAAUUGACCGGUGUCAGAUUUGCUCAGUGCAUUGUCAUUUGUCGGGAUGGGCAGUCGCUCCCCGCGUGCAAUAGUUACUGCCUUCAAAGUGAUCGCUAUGGAUUACCAGUAGCCAUGACUAGGUUGUGUUUCUGUUUCUCAUGCUGAUCACGGUGCGGAUUACAAGCAGCCGUGGAUAUAUUGUGCUUCUGAUUCUCAUACUGAUCACUGAGUGGAUUACAAGUAGCCAUGGACAGAUCGUGUCUCUGCUCCUCACCGAUUCAGUACAAAGCUAUCGGUCACCGCGGGCGGUUAUCGUCAGUUGCGCCGCUUUUGACUAGAAAGAUGGGGCCGGAUGCUUUUCAUCAGCAUAAGCAUCGCG
Messenger RNA from Pollicipes pollicipes, 1137 nucleotides. RefSeq names its product alanyl-tRNA editing protein Aarsd1-A-like. Gene Ontology annotation, biological process: tRNA aminoacylation. The transcript is spliced from 4 exons. The record is from RefSeq and is a predicted model, not a curated record. Gene Ontology annotation, molecular function: aminoacyl-tRNA ligase activity; ATP binding. NCBI's taxonomy places the organism in Eukaryota, Metazoa, Arthropoda, Thecostraca, Pollicipedomorpha, Pollicipedidae. The coding region runs from base 23 to 622 and encodes 199 amino acids.